AGAGAGAGAGAGAGAGAGAGACCAGCUGUGCGCACGUCCAAUCUGAUGGCCGCCCUCCAAGGCAAAUAGAGCGCAACAGGUGGAUGCACCGGGUUAUCGCGCACCCUACUCGGCACCCGUGACGGAUUUCGAAAUGAGACAACCAAGCCCUCUUCUCGAGUGCUGCCGAGAUUAGAGCUCCGCUCGUCCUGUUCUUUGUGCUCGAGGUGCUACAUGUUGGGCAACAUCGAAGACCUCGCUGCUUGCAUUGCGAGGCGCAACCUUCUUUCCUGCUAGCAAUCAGGACGUCGCCUCCUAAUCCCAAUAUUGGAAGGAUCAAGAACUGCUGCUUUCUUCGAGUGGAGGACGGUUCGUCAUCGAAAUCGUACUGGUCCUAUAGUGCACCGUAUGCGGGAACGUCCACUCGAGGUUUGCAGCUGGCGCAAAAUUAGAGCACUUCAGAUUGGGCCGAACGGUGUAAUUUGCAUUUUGAGAAGACGGCGAGGCGUAGAGCAGUAAGCCUGCCUUGUUCCCGGAAGCUGGACUUUAUCGAGGCAUCGUGUGGUGCAAGUUCAACGUCGUGCAUCUCUCGAGUGCAUUUCGAGCGCGACGCUUCAAGUACCUUCUUCGUUCGAAGAGGCAGGAUCUCUUUAUCUCACCAGCGAGUGCCACCGUUGCCAUUGUGUGCUGAGGGCUUGGAAUUUUGAUUGUGUUGAAGGAAGUUAGUGCGUUUUGAGGGAAGUGCUCUUUUUCGACUUCACCGAGUCGUCAUCACGGUACCUGCCCCGUCUGCCAAGAGUGUCGUUUCAGUGAAGCCGAAGCUCUCCGUGUGUUUUUUUGUGUUCUGUACCGCCACGCAUUUCUGAGUGCAGUUCUGUCUUCAGGCCACUGUUUGCGCUCCCUACCAUCCUCUUCGCAUCGUCUCCGGUUAUUUCGGUGAAACUGUGAACACCGCGGUUCACAGCAGCCAGAGCCAUGCCUGCGCUCGCGAUAGAAGCCGUAAUGGGUUUCAUCAAGGUCAUGGGGACUGUUUACGACGUUGUUACGCUUCCCGUGUACGUCGUGCUCCAGAAGCCCUGGGUGUACUGGAAGCGGAAGCGGAUGUGUUUCGCCAAGCCCAUAAUCGAAGGCGACCCGUCGUCCCCGUACCGUCUCCUGGACAACUCGGAGCUCCAGAGCCUGAAGGGCGUCCAGACACUUGACGAGGUCGCGCGCAGGGCCAUCCGGGCUUACCCCAAGAGGCCCGCCAUGGGCACGCGACGCAUCCUGGGACGGACCGAAGAGAAGCAGCCCAACGGCAAGGUCUUCAAGAAGCUCGUGCUGGGCGACUACGAGUGGUGGACGUACGAAGAGAUGGACCGCAAGAUAGACCUCACGGCUCGCGGUCUCCUCUCGAUCGGCGCGAGGCCGCGACAGUACCUGGCCAUCCUUGCCGAGACCCGGGCCGAAUGGAUGCUGACUGCGCAGGCCUGCUUUCGAACCAACAUACCGCUGGUGACACUGUACGCGACUCUCAGCAACGAUGACAUCGUGAGCGCCGUGAACCUGACCGAGGUGACGCACCUGGUCACCUCGUCGGACCUCCUGACGCGGGUGCUCAGCGUCGUGGAGAAGAUGCCGACGCUGACGCACAUCGUGUACAUGGAGAACGCCAACGCAAAGCCCCCGGCACCGUUGCAGAAUGGACCUCAGGUAAUCCCAUUCUCAAGCCUCGAAGAACGGGGCGAAGACCACGAGCAGGAGCAGUGCUCGCCCUCUCCCGACGACGUCGCCAUCGUCAUGUUCACCAGUGGCUCGUCGGGGACGCCCAAGGGCGUCAUGGCCUCCCACAGGAACCUCAUCUCCUCCAUGAACGGCUUCGGCGUCGUUUGCAGCAAGUUCGGCGCCUACACUUGCAACGACGUCUACCUCGCCUACCUCCCGCUGGCUCACAUGCUCGAGCUAGCCGCCGAGACCCUGCUCAUCGGCGCGGGCGCCCGCAUCGGCUACUCGUCACCGUUCACCAUCACUGACAACGCGUCCGCCGUGGCCAAGGGCUGUCGCGGCGACGUGACGCUCCUGCAGCCCACCGUAUUCGCCUGCGUGCCCCUCAUAGUAGACCGUCUCCGCAAGGGCGUCAACGAAGUGGCCGCGUCCAAGGGACCCUUCUUCAAGGCCCUGUUCGACUACGCCGUUCAGUACAAGAACUUCUGGCUCGACCUGGGCUUCGACACGCCAAUCCUCAACCAGCUGGUCUUCAAGCAUGUCCGGCUCCUGCUAGGGCCCAACCUGAAGGUCCUCGCCUGCGGCUCGGCUCCGUUGUCCAGACACACGCGCCGUUUCGUGAGGGCCUGCAUGGGCGGCCGAGUAAUCGAGGGCUACGGCCUGACGGAGACUAGUGGCGCGGCGAGCAUCAUGAACGCCGAGGACGUGAGCGCAGACCGCGUUGGUGCCCCGCUCCCGGGUUGCUACCUGCGACUUGUUGACUGGGAAGAAGGCAACUACCGGACGUCGGACACGCCAAACCCCCGGGGCGAGAUCGUCGUCGGCGGGCCAUGUGUCACCAAGGGAUACUACAAGAACGAGGAGCUCACGAAGGAGUCCUUCAGGGAAGAAGGUGGCGUUCGCUGGUUCUACACCGGCGACAUCGGCGAGAUCUUUCCCGACGGCACGCUCAAGAUUGUGGACCGCAAGAAGGACCUUGUGAAGUUGCAGUUCGGCGAGUACAUCUCUCUGGGUCGGGUCGAGUCGGUGUUGAAAACUUGCACGCUCGUCGACAACCUCUUCGUCUACGGCAACUCGCUGCACACCUACCUCGUGGCGGUCGUGGCUCCCAAUCUGAAGCAGCUUCAGCGCAUCGCUCGACGUCUGGGCAGGGACGAAGACUUCGUGGCCAACGCGACGGUCAAAGACCUCUGUCAGGACGCCGAAGUUACCAAGGCAGCCGAGGAAGCGAUCCUGGAGUACGCGCGGGGCAGCGGUCUCCUGAAAACCGAGGUGCCCGGCAAGGUCAAGCUGUGCGUGGAAGAAUGGAAACCGGACACGGGGCUGGUGACGGCUACGUACAAGAUUCGCAGGAAGCCGCUGCAGGUCUUCUACCAGCGAGACAUCGACGCGAUGUACGGGACGUCGGAGGAGAACAGAUUGCGUCGCGCGUGAGAAAUUGAUCGUGCGCGCGUGUUGUAUUCCGGUACUAAGAACCAGGUGGCCGGUGCGUGUGUGUGUGUGUGACACUUACAAAAGCUUAAAAAGGACAGAAGACAACGUUCUACACCAAGAACGGUUUCCUCAUUAUGUAAACAAUGGUACAAAUGUUAACGCGUACUUUUUUAAGGAGAUGUAUAACUCGUCUUGCUAUAUAUAUUUUUUCUCGAUAAGAGUGAAAAGAAUUGUGGACUGAAUAAAAAUUUUCCAGCCACUACU
Rhipicephalus microplus (southern cattle tick) is the source of this 3381-nucleotide messenger RNA. RefSeq names its product fatty acid CoA ligase Acsl3. Gene Ontology annotation, cellular component: lipid droplet; plasma membrane; endoplasmic reticulum. Gene Ontology annotation, biological process: neuron differentiation; long-chain fatty-acyl-CoA metabolic process; long-chain fatty acid metabolic process. NCBI's taxonomy places the organism in Eukaryota, Metazoa, Arthropoda, Arachnida, Ixodida, Ixodidae. Gene Ontology annotation, molecular function: palmitoyl-CoA ligase activity. The record is from RefSeq and is a predicted model, not a curated record.